This is a messenger RNA of Aspergillus pseudonomiae, 2517 nucleotides long. RefSeq lists its product as uncharacterized. The record is from RefSeq and is a predicted model, not a curated record. The transcript is spliced from 10 exons. Lineage: Eukaryota; Fungi; Ascomycota; Eurotiomycetes; Eurotiales; Aspergillaceae. The coding region runs from base 1 to 2517 and encodes 838 amino acids.
AUGGUACUGGACAAGGCAGCCUUGUGGGGGACUUCACCCCAAGGUUCCAAUUUUUCUACCCUAGACUUCAACUUCAGAGCUAUUAUACCUUCUGUGGAAGUUGCAGCAGACGAAGACCCUCCUUCAUCAUCAAUACAAGGUGGACAAACGUCUUCUGCGUCUGACUCUGGAGACUCCAGUCACCGCGGUUACACUCCAAGCCAGAGCACGGCGACUCCUCGUUACCGUGAAAAUCUAAGCUUGGGUGUCGCAGAGCCUUUGCGGACGUUGAAUCUCCAAGAAACUCCUACAUCGCAUCGAACACCCUCGUGGAGGCAUGAUGCUCGGCGACAAAGUACUGGGUUGUCCCCAGGCAGAUCCACAUCCACGUACGGGCGCUUGUUCAAUGCUACGCCGGAGCCCUCGCCAGAGCCGUCACGCGUGCAGUCUACCUUGAAUCGCGAUUCAACCGUUGAUGGUUUAGCCAGCGAUUUAGAGGAUUCUCAUUUGAACGAUGAUGGGCCUCUGAGCGAUGAUAGUGACCAAUUGAGUGAGAUCGAAAACGAGGACGACGCAACUGACAGUGACGGCUCUUCCUUGUACAAUGUGCGACGCGAGCGCUUACCUCGUGCACCUAUAUACAAUGCCGACUUACAGGAAAUCCUCCGAGGCAUCAAGAGUCAAUUGUCAGCCCUCCAAAAUUAUAUAGACCGAUCCCCAUUGUCUCGUGACCGUGAUUCGGAUCUCUUCCAACUGCGCGAGAAGGUGCGCAUGUUGAACGAACUCGAAUGUCCCGAGACGCGCACGGUGGGGUUCAUCGGCAACUCCGGAGUCGGCAAGAGUAGACUGAUAAACUCGCUCCUAGAUCAAGAAGGCCUCGCCCGUUCAAGUGGUGAUGGUGCCGCAUGUACCUCGGUAGUUACUGAGUUCCGACACACGGAUGCGCGCCACCCAGAUCGCUACACCAUUGAAGUUGACUACAUGGAUGAAGAAGAAGUGAAAGAGUUGCUAGAGGAGCUCGUUCAGAGCUUCAGGAUGUACUACACCGAUCUCUACCGCGAAGUGACUAGUAUAGAAGAGCAGGAGAGAAUCCGUGACCGGUCAACCAGAGCAUGGAGCACAUUGAACUCACUUUUUAGAGAUCAACCGGAGCUCACACACGAGUUUCUUUCCGACCAGACUGACGAUGCAUUAUCUAGAAUAUUGGAGCAGCUUGGAGAUUGGGCAGCUCAGUCAUGUACGCGCCGCCCUGGGGGUGCAGCGCUUCAGCACACCAUUAUUCCGAGUAAUGUCCAAGAAUGUAGAUCGCAGCUUGAUAUGCUUACAAUGGAUCCACGCGAUGAGAGUGAGGUUGCCAUCUGGCCCUUCAUUAAACUGAUCAGGGAAAAUCAGGAAGACGCAAAGCUUGAGCUUGACCGGUUCUUGGUUGAGGGCCGGAGUCUGAGGGUCACAAAUCAGUUACUUCGAAACCACGGUGCUGAAGUCCGGGUCUUUUGCAUCAGUAACGAGUGGUAUUCCCAGUACCGCCAGGAUGCAAACAGACACGCCGACACUUAUAUCGGGCUCAGCGGUAUCCGAGAACUUCGUCGUUAUUGUCAACUGGUCCCGGCAGACGCUCAGUUUCGUUUUACAGCUGCGUUUAUAAAGCAUCGCGUUCCGGCUGUUGUGAGAUCCGUGAGGCAAUGGGUUCUUGCUGGCUCAGAUGAUGUAACUGUAGAACGAGCCGUUGCACUUCGGCAAGUAUUACGGGAUGUGGAGAACGUCUUUCGCGAGCGGCUUAUCCUUCGAAAUUCAGAAGUUCGAGGCUUUCCAAGAAGACUUGAAGAUCGGUUUCACGAUGACAUUCUCAGCGUGUCAUAUGAGCGCUUCCCCAUAUGGAAACGCUGCGCAUUACAAACUAGCAGGACCUGGGAAUGCUGGCAUCAUAUGACCUACUCCGCUUUCUGUCGAAAUUAUGGAACGCAUUCUACCAAGGCUGCUAACUAUCGUUGUUGGAAUGAGGAAUUGCUGGAAGGCAUGCGAUUUUACCUCAAAGAGCGCUGGGAAUCCAUACAAGGGUGGGUUUCUAUUCAGAAACUUACAUUAGGAGAGGCUGUGAGAAGGGCAUUUGAGGAGAACAAAGCCCAAAUAGAGGAUAUAAUGCAUCUAGCUCCCCUGGCUCUGGAAAACUUCAUCGACAACAUGGACGACUGGGAGAACUCCGUGAUCGCGGCUAUUAACCAGUCUCUAAAUCAAUUACUUCAAGAACUAAGCCACCUCACGAACUCGAACCUUUUCCCAAAUCUCACCAAUAUCAGCGAAGCCCAAUUCCGAGCUAGUGUCAGAGAAAUUUGCCAGGAAAUGAGGCGCAUGGUAGGUGAGCAGGUAGGCAAUAUAUGUGAUGAUCUCCACAGUAUCAUUGCGGAAGAGGGUGAGGUUACUGAGGCAAGGAGGUUUCCUGAAAUGGCGAGAACGCUGCAGCUUAAGGUUGAUACAGCUCAGGCGACCCUCGAGCGUGCACAGAGGAUUGUGGACGAGUUGGAGAACGCACCAGAAUAA